Messenger RNA from Verruconis gallopava, 1970 nucleotides. RefSeq names its product tRNA dimethylallyltransferase. Gene Ontology annotation, cellular component: mitochondrion. The transcript is spliced from 3 exons. Gene Ontology annotation, molecular function: ATP binding; tRNA dimethylallyltransferase activity. Bases 138 to 1520 code for a protein of 460 amino acids. The record is from RefSeq and is a predicted model, not a curated record. Gene Ontology annotation, biological process: tRNA modification. NCBI's taxonomy places the organism in Eukaryota, Fungi, Ascomycota, Dothideomycetes, Venturiales, Sympoventuriaceae.
CGAAAUGAUUCAUUUUACCUCUUGCAAGUCUAGAAAUUGAGAGCAUCAAAUUGUCUUAUCGAUCUAUUUCACGACUUCAUGUCCAUGCGUAUUAUCGAAAAUCUUUCAAGCUAUGAUACUAAUGCCAAAUCAAUUUCAUGAGUGCUUUUCUCACGCGAGCGGUCUCGACAAUGUCAGCGCGGAAGACUCAGCCGAUUAUCGCCAUCAUAGGUGCCACUGGCACCGGAAAGUCUGAUCUGGCUGUUGACCUAGCAUCUCGAUUUAAUGGAGAAAUCAUCAACGCAGAUGCCGUACAAAUGUAUGAAGGACUUCCUAUUAUCACAAAUAAAAUCCCUAUGAAUGAGCGGAAAGGCAUCAAACACCAUCUUCUCGGCUCGAUUGGGCUUGAUGAACCGACAUGGACCGUACAAGAAUUUCUCCCGAAGGCACUCGACAUCAUUGAAGACAUCAGAUCACGACAAAAGGUGCCAAUUCUUGUGGGAGGAACGCAUUACUAUACUCAAGCGCUGCUGUUCAGAGAUCAUACGAUCGAAUUUCAACAAGAGAAGUCUAGUUCUCAGAUCCCUGCGGAGGAAAAGCACUAUAUCUUGAGCGAGCCGACUGAUGUCAUCCUCCGAAAAUUGCGUGAAGUUGAUCCCGUCAUGGCGAAUCGAUGGCAUCCAAAUGAUAGGCGUAAGAUUCAAAGGUCUCUAGAAAUUUAUCUUGAAACUGGGAAACGAGCAUCUGAGACGUAUAUGCAAAGACGUCUGGACGAGCAUUCGAAUAGCGCAGGAGGGCUAAGAUUCUCCACACUUAUUUUAUGGCCCUUCUGUGAGCGAGAAGCGCACAAGUCUCGGCUCGACAACCGUGUGGAGAAAAUGCUUCAGGAUGGCUUACUAGAUGAAGUCUCUCAACUGAUGGUAAUCCGCAAGACGAAACUUGACGCAGGCGAAUCGGUCGACUUUACAAAGGGCAUUUGGCAAUCUAUUGGCUUCAAACAAUUUGAAAUGUACCAACAAGCGUUACAAUCGGGAGUAAUGGACGAAAAGGAGCUGGACAAGUUGAAGCAAAGAGCAAUCGAACAGACUCAGGCUGCAACGCGAAGAUACGCGCUCGCUCAACUGAAAUGGAUACGCAUCAAGCUCAUGAAUGCUUUAUUUCGUGCCAACGCACAACGAAAUCUCUUUGUUCUCGACGGCACGGAUAUCAAUAAUUUUCAGGCAAUGGUGAUAAAUCCUGCACGGCAGCUAUGUGAAAAGUUCCUAGAUGAACAGGAUCUACCUAAACCUGAAGAGAUUUGCGCAAUUGCAACGGAACUUUUGACACCGCCAAAGGAGGAUUUGACACAUAAUCCCGAGAACUGGGGCGUUAAGACCUGUGAUCUAUGCGGUGUCAAGGCUGCAACACCUCAAUUGUGGUUGAAACAUGUUGAAAGUCGAGGUCAUAGGCUGAGGCUUAGCAAGAAAAAGUCAAGAGAGACAAAGUCCUUAGUUGCAAUCGAUAUGCCGACCGAAAGCGAGAAUCCACAGAGGAGCCAUUAAAAAAAACCACAUCUCAAUCAUCACAGGCUGUGCGAGCAUAAUGAGCAUCGGAACACGCAGACAAGAAAUUGGUAUUGACCAAGCAGUUCUCGUUGAAUAUGUUACUACAAGAUCUCAUUUUGAGCGUGAUUAAUUCCUAUGGACCUCAAAAUGUCUGCCUCAUUGCGUGCUCCGGACUUGCAAUCGUUGGAUCAAGCUCUUUGUGCUCCUCAAGUCUUCGACUCUGGUGCGAGUCGAUUUCAUGGUUCACAUUUGAAUAUUUCCAGGUUCCGUGUAUUUCCAAAAGCAAUAGAAUUCUUGUGAGGAAUUUAAAAUCCGGCCAGCUGUUGCAUAAUAAUUGGCCUGAUAGAUUGAUUCAAGUAUACAUAUCAUAAUAACGCGAGACAGGCAUCUUAAUCGACCAUUUAUCUAGUCUAUCGACGUCUUCAAUACCUUUGCCUUGAAUCUCAC